GUGGCCCAGGGAGGGUGGGAGGGAAGCCGCUCCUCCUCCUCCUCCCCCCCUCCCUUCCCCAUCGGCCCUUUGCAGCGAGCCGAGGCCGGGCUGGGCGGGCAUGGAGGCGGCUGCUGCAGCCGGAGGAUCCGUCUCGCAGGAGGGCUGGUUCCGCGAGACCUGCAGCCUGUGGCCCGGGCAGGCGCUCUCCCUGCAAGUGGAGGAGGUGCUGCACCACCAGCGCUCGCCCUUCCAGGAGAUCCUGGUCUUCCGCAGCAAAACCUACGGGAACGUCCUGGUUCUUGACGGAGUUAUCCAGUGCACCGAGAGAGAUGAGUUUUCCUACCAGGAAAUGAUCGCCAACCUCCCGCUCUGCAGCCAUCCAAACCCCCGGAAGAUUCUGAUUAUCGGUGGUGGCGAUGGAGGAGUCUUAAGAGAAGUAGUGAAGCAUCCUUCGGUUGAGUCGGUAAUACAGUGUGAAAUUGAUGAGGACGUGAUCCAGGCCUCUAAGAAAUAUCUCCCCGGCAUGGCCGUGGGCUACUCCAGCCCGAAGCUGACGCUCCACGUUGGGGAUGGCUUUGAAUUCAUGAAGCAGAACCAAGAGGCUUUUGAUGUGAUCAUCACCGAUUCCUCGGAUCCCAUGGGUCCAGCUGAAAGCCUGUUUAAGGAAUCCUAUUACCAGCUGAUGAAAACCGCCCUGAGGGAAGAUGGGAUUCUCUGUUGCCAAGGGGAAUGCCAGUGGUUGCACCUCGAUCUCAUUAAGGAGAUGCGCCAGUUCUGUAAAUCCCUCUUUCCAGUGGUCGAGUACGCCUACUGCACCAUCCCGACGUACCCCAGCGGCCAGAUUGGCUUCAUGCUUUGCAGCAAAAAUCCAAACACUAACUUCAGGGAACCGAUCCAGCUACUUUCUCAGGAACAAGUGGAAAAAAUGAGCCUUAAGUAUUACAACUCGAACAUCCACCGAGCGGCAUUCGUCUUGCCAGAGUUUGCACGAAAGGCACUGAGUACCGUGUAAAAAAUGCCACAGGACAGCUUGGCCCUCUUCCCUCAAAGGUCUGGAGAUCUCGAAGUGGCACCACCGUAGAUUUUCUCCGGUGAUGGCUCCGGUCCUCCCGUCCUGCAAGUCCGGGCACCCUCUCUGCCAGCUGAACGUCUCUUCCUAUUAUGUAUUUAAAAAGAAAAGGACUUGGCAUUCGGCUCCUGGCAAGACUCCAAAGCUUCCACUCAGGCCUCGGUUUCAGGCUCUGCGGUUUGGAGGCGUCUCCUUCCAGAACUCAGCAUUAACCCAGCCGGUGUUUUCCGAUUCAUGGAUCUGUAUUUAUA
Molecule: messenger RNA, 1302 nt
Organism: Thamnophis elegans (Western terrestrial garter snake)
Lineage: Eukaryota; Metazoa; Chordata; Lepidosauria; Squamata; Natricidae
Gene: SRM
Product: spermidine synthase
Exons: 8
Coding region: 101-994 (297 amino acids)
Biological process (GO): spermidine biosynthetic process
Cellular component (GO): cytosol
Molecular function (GO): spermidine synthase activity
Source: RefSeq, a predicted model, not a curated record